UUUCAACCUCACUGACCUACUUAUAAACCAUACUGAUAACUUAUUGAAAUCUCAUACCAGACAGCCAAAAUGAGCGGUCUAAGAACCUAUCGCAAUUUUGAUCUCAAAGAUACCCCUCCCCUGACAGACAAAGUCGCCGUAGUAACAGGCGGUAACGCUGGGUUUGGGAGAGAAAUCGUUGCGCAGCUUCUCAAACACGACAUCUCGAAAGUCUAUGUCCUAGCCCGCAGCCCCGAGAAAUUUCAGCAGGCAAUUGAUUAUUGGAAGGAGUUGCAAGUUCCCGAGGAUCGAGUGGAAUUCAGGAAAUGCGAUCUUAGUGAUAUCACGGUAGCCAAGAAGGUCGCGGAUGAUUUAAUGCAGAAGUUGGACCGCUUAGACAUGCUGAUCAACAAUGCCGGUUCUCCACCGGUAAAAGAUUAUACACUCUCCCCGCAAGGAAUUGAAACCAUUUUCGCAGCUAAUGUCGUUGGGGUAUUCGUCUUGACCAACGUCCUCCUCCCAAAGCUUGAGAGCACAGCCGAGAAGCAUGGUAACUCGAGGAUUGUGGUGACUUCCUCCUCACUCCAUAUGGGAUGUCAGGAGCUGGACCUUGAUCUCACAAUGUCCCCAACGCCCAUCAAGAGCCCUGCUGCUCUAGAUUCCUGUUGGCGAUAUGCGAGGAGUAAGCUAGGGAACAUCUUAUUUACAAGAGAACUUGCAAGGCGCCUGGAUAAGAGAGGAUCGGCGAAGGUGUAUGCAAAUUGCUUCUUCCCAGGGAACAUUCCGACGGAGGCCAUGGAUGUUUGGAAAGAUCUUUUUGGCUCAUUAGGCGGCACGGCUCUCAAAGAACUUUUCCAAAUUAUUGGCCAGUCGCCAAUAGACGCUGCUGCGACAGCAAUAUAUCUCGCGGCAUCUCCAGAAGUAGAAUCAAAGGACCAAAAAGGAAAAUACUUUAUCCCCAUUGCCACUGAGGAUGGUACUUCAAAGCUUGCUGAAGACAAGGAUUUGGCAAGGAAUCUGUGGUACUGGUGUGAUGAUAAAGCUACUAAGGCUCUUGGAAAGGGGUGGCCAGAUGGCCCGAGCACACCUAACUAGACAGGUUUAAUAUUGUAGAAGAUGAUGGUUUAGGGGAGAGAAUUUCUUCUUUUUGUUUUUUGGGG
This is a messenger RNA of Amorphotheca resinae ATCC 22711, 1139 nucleotides long. RefSeq lists its product as hypothetical. NCBI's taxonomy places the organism in Eukaryota, Fungi, Ascomycota, Leotiomycetes, Helotiales, Amorphothecaceae. The record is from RefSeq and is a predicted model, not a curated record. The transcript has 5 exons. Bases 70 to 1074 code for a protein of 334 amino acids.